Messenger RNA from Microthlaspi erraticum, 1476 nucleotides. NCBI's taxonomy places the organism in Eukaryota, Viridiplantae, Streptophyta, Magnoliopsida, Brassicales, Brassicaceae. The record is from the annotation of a GenBank genome assembly.
AUGGUCGGUGGGAGAACGAAAUCGAACCGCGGUCGAAAGAAGCCACCGCAGGCCCCUGCUCCACCGUCGGGUAGAACCCUCCGAAGCAAUUCGCGGAUUGUAGAACAAGUACAACAAGUAGAAGAAGUACAAGAAGCCGUGUCCAUCAGCACCGACUAUGAUGUAGGUGCGGACGGUGUGGCAGAAGAUGCGGGAGUCCUUCUUCGCGAGAAAUUGCCUCGGAGACUCUUCCCUGUUCAUUGCUAUCCUAGUGGAAUCAACAGGCUCAACAUCUACGCAAAGGCACAUGUGAUUGGGGAGGUUGUAGCCGCGUUAACAUGCAAGGAAGAAUUGGAGCAACUUAAGGAAACCCAGUUUGGUGGUCUGCUAAAUCUUCAUGUUGGACGUUGUCAAAAUUCUGCGAAAUUGAUUCACGGGCUUCUCGGCCGCCAGCUCGUGACCAAAAAGAAGCAUGAAUUGUGGACCGUUUUCGGAGGCAAUCCUAUCCGAUUCUCGUUGGUGGAGUUUAAGCGCGUUACUGGUCUUAAAUGCGGGAAGUUUCCAAGAUCCGAAGAUGAUGAAGAAGGAACAGGGCAGCCUCAAACCAAACCGGGGGAGAUGUCAAAGAUGUGGACAGACCUGUUCAACAGGAAAGAUUCCAGCGUAACAGUCGAUGAUGCGAUAGCAAUGUUAAAGGCACCGGAUGUGGCGGAGUGGAAACGGUUGCCAUUAGCACUCAUAAUCUUAGUGGAUGGUGUCCUCCUAUGUCGGGACAAAGCUCUAUAUAUCACACCGGCAUAUGUCGAUAUUCUCUGCGAUAUUGAGUAUUUUCUAGACUAUCCGUGGGGUAGAGAAUCGUACGUGAUGACAAUUUCGAGAUUCAUACCGCUACCUCAUGAGUUCUUAGACGGAGAUGAAGAUCCGUUGGAUGAGAUGCGUGCCCGUCUGAGGCAGCAAACAAGUGCAUGUUUCGGUUUUCCUUUAGCUCUGCAACUGUUUGCAUUCGAAGCGAUUCCGAUGCUCGUUCGUCAAAUUCCUCAACCGGAGAAAACGGACACAUUUCUAACGGAUCCAUCCGCCUGCGAGAAGACGCAAACAAUUCUUUAUCUUAACUCCAUAGUCGAAGUGGAAGAAGACCCCGAGGUAUGUUUAUACUAUCCUAAUAAUAGUCUCAUAAUUUCAUUUAAAGAGUAUGUUAGAAACGAAGCAAAAAAAGAAUUGGAGUGGGAUGACGAGGUUGUGGACGAGCAAGUGGAAAUGUUGAUCAAAUUGAAGAGGGAAGGUCACAAAUUUUCUCAUUCUGAUUUCCAAGGAUGCGAGGCAUCUGGGAAUGUGGAGGAACCCAGAGCAGGGGAUGAUGAGAGAGCAGAAGCUACGGAGCAAGGGAAAGGACCGAGGAAACAAGGACCGGCGGCAAGAAAAAGAUCAAAAAAAGCUCAAAGAAAGGGCGUAGGUCGGAAGAAGGACAAUAGCAAGGCCAGAAACCUGAGAAAGUAG